ACUGGCGCACAAGAUCAGUUGGCUAAGAGAGUUUGCAGCAGCAUCACGAGAGAGAUAGUGAGAAAAAGGACCGACCACAAGGAUCAGGCAUAUGGACAUAAUGGAUUCCCGCCUGGGUCUGCUUAUAGCCCUGCUGUUGGCCACUUUCCAUGCCCACCGAACCAGCUGGGCGCUUGAGCUUAAUACCCCUUCCAACAACUCCACGGGCAGUGGGGAGAGCGGACUUAUGCGGACGGUGCGCCAUGUGUACGGCCAGUGCGCCGAAAGCGAGGAUAUUUUUUGGUGCUGCAAAGUGCAGGGCGCCCGACUGCUGGGGCGCGCCCUCAAGGUGCAGCAGCUCAGCAUUGUGGAUGGCGUUAACCUGGUGAGGCGGGAGAGUGCGGCCCAAGACACGCGCACCGCCCGUGCCAGCAUUGCCGAGAGCCAGUUGAACAAUCGAGAUCUGGAGCAUAUGUCCAGCAAGAGCUUGGACGCCCUGCUGCUGGAGCGCUUCCUUGGUUUCGUGCACAGCCACCAGCUGCAGGUAAACCUGCCGCGUCUGCUGCACUACGGGGAGCGGAACCGGAACAGCCAGGACUGGCUGCAGUACCUCAUGAGCUACUUCCUGUCCGGCAACGAAAGCGAAAGCGAGGGACGAGACAAAAAGAAGGAUGACAAAAAGUAUCUGGGACCCUUCAUCGCCGCCGUUCUGCUGAAGACGGCCAUUCUGAAGAUGGCUUAUCACUCGAUCGCCAUUGUGGCUGGCAAGGCUCUGAUUGUGGGCAAAAUAGCGCUCAUCAUCAGCGCCAUCAUCGGACUUAAGAAGCUUGUUGGCCACGACGGGGGCGAGAAGACCACCUACGAAAUCGUGAAGCACCCGCAAGUCCAGCAGAGCCACACUUAUUCAUCCAGCCAUCAGGGCGAGUACGACUCCGGCGGCCAUGAUUCCGGCGGCGGAUCCUACCAUCGCAGCAUCGACGACGAGAUGAUGAUGCAGGACAAAGCCUACCAAGCCUGGUUGCCACAGGCCCAAGCCGGCUCUCCAGCUUCUGCUUCGACAAAGGUGUCGCGAUAAGAUCCUACCUACCGUUCA
Messenger RNA from Drosophila miranda, 1072 nucleotides. RefSeq lists its product as uncharacterized. Lineage: Eukaryota; Metazoa; Arthropoda; Insecta; Diptera; Drosophilidae. The record is from RefSeq and is a predicted model, not a curated record. Bases 92 to 1054 code for a protein of 320 amino acids. The transcript has a single exon.